GCCACAUAAACCUGUAUGUAUCUGCGUUAUCAACAAGAAUGUUGCUGAAAAUCCUCGUGUCUGUCAGUGCAGUUAGUGCACUGAGGGGCUAGCAGUGUAAUGACCGCCUGCACCACGCCCCUUGUUUCAGCGCAUCUAGAGGGGAGGAGAGAAGAUGAGAGAGGAGGGAGCAUUCGCGAGGUGAGAUGCUUGGUGCUUCCCUCGGAAGGCCUGCAUGUCAAUGAGGGACGGCCAUCUGGAAAUCACUGCUUAGGACACAGAAACCAGCUGCAGCUCUUGCAGCGUACACUUGCUCAAUCACAGGGCAACAAAGGGACGGAUGCUUUUUCUAUCGCUCGGGCCAUUAUACUACACAUAUCAGCACUGACACAGUCUAUUGGAGAGCUGCUAUAUGCAAUUGCUAAAAAUUGACGCGGUUGACUGCAUCAGACUUCAAUUAAAGUAAUGGAGCUGGAGCACUUUGACGAGCGGGAGAAAGCCCAGAGAAACACCCGCAGAGGCUCCAGGAACAACGGGCUGCCGAGCCCCACUCACAGUGCCCACUGUAGCCUGUACAGGACCCGGACACUGCAGUCCCUGGCCUCGGAGAAGAAGGCCAAGAAGGUCCGCUUUUACCGCAACGGAGACCGCUACUUCAAAGGGAUUGUCUACGCUAUUUCCCAGGACAGGUUUCGGUCUAUAGACGCCCUGUUAGCCGAUCUGACCCGCUCCCUGUCAGAUAAUGUGAACUUGCCCCAGGGGGUCAGGACCAUCUACUCUAUUGACGGGACCAAGAAGAUAUUGGGCAUGGAGCAGCUGGAGGAAGGAGAGAGCUAUGUGUGUGGCUCCAUAGAGCCAUACAGGAAGCUGGACUACACUAAGAAUGUCAACCCCAACUGGUCAGUUGGGGUGAAGACAGCUGCCUCUGCACGUGGCCCCCCCUCCCUGGGCAGUGCCAAGGCUGGGGCCCCGGAGACCAGGGAGAGUAAGGACUUCAUCCGGCCCAAACUGGUCACCAUCAUCCGGAGCGGGGUGAAGCCUCGUAAGGCCGUCCGCAUCCUCCUCAACAAAAAGACGGCCCACUCCUUCGAACAGGUCCUCUCUGACAUCACAGAUGCCAUCAAGAUGGACUCUGGGGUCGUCAAGAGACUGUACACCGUGGACGGGAAGCUGGUGACAUGCCUUCAGGACUUCUUUGGUGAUGAUGACAUCUUUAUGGCCUGUGGUCCAGAGAAGUUUCGCUACCAAGAUGACUUCCUCUUAGAUGAGAGUGAGUGUAGGGUGGUGAAGUCGACGUCAUACGGUCGGAUCUCCUCUCUGCUGGGACGCUACUCACCCAGAGGAGGAGGCUCACGCCGAAGCUCAGGUUCAGCCAAUGGGACAGCAGGCAGUCAGCUGUCGACUCCUCGCUCAGGGAAGUCCCCCAGCCCGUCUCCUACCAGUCCUGCCAGCCUCCAACGACGCAGGGGGUCCCAACACAGUGGCUCGUCCCUGUCUCUAGCCUCCACCAAGGUGUGUAGUUCCAUGGAUGAGGGAGACGGAGCAGGUAGUGAAGCGGAGCUGAACCUGCUGAGUGAUGAGUGUCCCUCCGUCCCUCCGUCCAUCGCUGAGAGGUACAAGGUGGGGAGGACUUUAGGUGACGGUACCUUUGCUGUGGUCAGAGAGUGUGUGGAGAGAUGUACCGGCAGAGAAUACGCCCUGAAGAUCAUCAACAAAGGCAAAUGUAGGGGAAAGGAGCACAUGAUCCAGAACGAGGUGUCCAUCCUCCGUCGUGUCAAACACCCCAACAUCGUUCUACUGAUUGAGGAAAUGGACACCUACAGCGAGCUUUACCUAGUCAUGGAGCUGGUCAAGGGGGGUGACCUGUUUGAUGCCAUCACUUCCUCUAGUAAAUACACAGAGAGAGAUGCUAGUGGGAUGCUUUAUAACCUGGCCAGUGCCAUCAAGUACCUGCACAGCCUCAACAUCGUGCACAGAGACAUCAAACCUGAGAACCUGCUGGUGUAUGAGCAUCAGGAUGGUAGUAAGUCUCUGAAGUUGGGGGACUUUGGCUUGGCUAGCCUGGUGGAUGGACUCCUCUACCUGGUCUGUGGCACCCCCACCUAUGUAGCACCUGAGAUCAUCGCAGAGACAGGGUAUGGGCUGAAGGUUGAUAUCUGGGCAGCUGGAGUGAUCACAUACAUCCUGCUGUGUGGCUUCCCUCCCUUCAGUGGGAGCAGUGAGGACCAGGAGAUUCUGUUGGACCAGAUUCUAACGGGACAAUUAGACUUCCCUUCACCGUCCUGGGACAACGUGUCUGUCACUGCUAAGGAGCUGAUUACUGGGAUGCUGCAGGUGAAGGUGGAACAGAGAUACACAGCUCUGCAGGUUCUGGAUCACCCCUGGGUCAAUGAUGAUGGGCGAUUAGUGAACGACCAGCAGCUCUCUGUGGCUGGGAAGAUUAAGAAACACUUCAACACUGGUCCUAAAGCCUGCAGCACCACUGCUGGAGUGUCUGUUAUCACAACCACCCCUCUUGAUAAGGAGCAGCAGGAUUUCAGACUAAGACACCAGCAGGAUGUGAGGUUGAAGCCCCGCCCUGGCCCCCAACCAACUGGCUUCCCCACCAGUGCCAGACAAAGCUCUGCCCACAGCUCCAAUAACCCUGCCCUCUCUCCCACUGACUUUACCUCAGAGUCAGAAGAUUACUCCCCCAGCCCCUCCCCCACCUCUCCUAGCUCCGCUGACACCGUCCGCUCCCCCACCUCCCCCUUCUAGACCCCGAAGGAAGAGAGAGGGGAGAGGAGGAUGGAGAGAGACAGAGGAAGGACAGGGGCACGUAUCCCUGUACUAACACUAACCCAUGUCCCUGUAUUCACGACAACAGUCUGUCAAGAUGCCUGCCAAUUACUUAAACAUUGAUUUGUCAUUCCGGCUACAGUGUCAGUUAACCCUAAGAUACACUGGGGUCAGAGCCAUGCAUAGAGAUCAGUUAGGGUGGGGUUAGCGUUAAAGGGUAGAGGUUAGGGUCAAGGUUAAAGGUGUAUUCUGGAUGGGUUCUGCUCUGGCCCUGAGAGGUUACUAAGGCAGAGAAUCUGUAUCUCCAUAUCUUUUUAAGACACCACACAGACAUACAAUAGUUAAGCCUUAUUUCAGCAAAUACUGAAUAAUGGUCCACUGAGGUCCCCUGGUGUUGGGAGGUGAGUACUGCAGGCCAACCAACCUGCUAACAGGACAGCACUGCAACACAACUAACCUACAGAUCAAAAUCUUCCAUUUAACUUGACGGGACCUCAUACGCCCUAAAUAGGGCAUCUUAAGUAUUUAUGUGAUUAAACAUACAUUUUGAAAAUAAUAAUAAUAAUAAUGACUUUGGGUCCUUGAAAAGCGCUAUAAAAACAAAAUACCAUGUAUUAUUCUUCAUUUUGAAAAUGUAUGCAUCAAGUUAGGUAUCUAUUUGUGUGAAGUUAUAUUGCACCCAAUUCAUUACAACUUGUACAGUUAAGUGAAAAGAUGUAAUCUCAGCUUUAGAAUGUUCAAUAAGACAUGCUGUAUGAUGCAUGUAAUGUGAAGAUAUAAUCUAUGUGUGUCUAGAAGGACAUGUGGCUACAGUCAUGUCCACUCCAGUCCAUUUUUCUUUAUCAAACUAUCUAGUGUUCAGCUAUUCUGUAGUUCUUGGUGCUGUUGUAGACAUAAUAUACUACACACUUUACAGAGGACCAGAGAGGGGAGCUAGAAGCUAUCCAGGCAUUCUGCUAUACCAUAUGGAUUGGUUGAUUGAUUGUGUUAUUGUCCAUGACUGUUAUGCCAGUGUGCCAGUUCAUGUAGAGUCCUCAUUUAAUGGACUAUGAAAAGGGUUGUGUAUUUGGUAGAGUAUUAACAGCCAUUUUCAUGGCUUUUUAUUAUUGUAAAAAAUUGGCCCUGUUUCAGUUAAUAUGUUAAUAUGUUGAUAGUAAAAUAAUUACCUAUUUAAAGUAUGAUUAUUGGCCUGAACACAAUGGAUCAAGUGCAAUUAAGUUCUGGAUCUCUUACCAACAUUAGGCAGCACAGACUUUUUCAAGCUAUUGUUAACUAUAAACAAUCCAUACAUUGUGAAUGUAUGUCAGAACAGAGGUGUUAUGGCGGUGGCUGUCAGAGCCGCCUGAGUUUUCAGCUUGCUGUGUGUAAGCCAGGGGUUGGAACCGGUUCAGGGAACAGAACUGAAAACCUGAAAAUCAUGCAGUUCAAAACGAGUUGCCCAGCACUUCAAGCCUCCUCCACCCUCUCACUCUCUCCCCAACCGCAACAUUUCAGUCACAUCUCACUCCCUACAAUUGUCUGUCCAAUGCAUGUAAACAACUAUCGCUUGCCCGCUCCAUAGCAAGCUGCUAUAUCCGCACUGAUUGGUAAAGUCAUUUAAUGUUGAGUUAAAUGUUUAAAAAAAACUAUGAUUGCAGAGGUUUAAAAAGGAACAGAAAGGAACGAUAUAAACUGCUACUAGUUUGGGGGUUCAAACCGGUUCAGAACUUUAUUUUGCUGGUCAGAACAAUGGAACUGAACAAAAAAAAUGGUUCUGUUAAUAACGAUACAAUUGGAAAAUAAUUUUGGUUCCAUCCCCUGGUGUAAGCACAGUGAGUUGGCAGGUCUAGAGAGAGAAGCACAGUGAGUUGGCAGGUCUAGAGAGAGAAGCACAGUGAGUUAACAGGUCUAGAGAGAGAAGCACAGUGAGUUAACAGGUCUAGAGAGAGAAGCACAGUGAGUUGGCAGGUCUAGAGAGAGAAGCACAGUGAGUUGGCAGAUCUAGAGAGAGAAGCACAGUGAGUUGGCAGAUCUAGAGAGAGAAGCACAGUGAGUUGGCAGGUCUAGAAAGAGAAGCACAGUGAUUCAGAUAGGUCUAGAGAGAGAAGCGGAGUGAUUCAGACAGGUCUAGAGAGAGAAGCGCAGUGAUUCAGACAGGUCUAGAGAGAGAAGCACAGUAAUUCAGACAGGUCUAGAGAGAGAAGCAAAACGCACAAGAGAAACAUGAGAUGAUUGCUGUGUGGAACACUUGUUUGUCCUCUAGGACACCGAGUUUUAAUCAUAGAAACAGAGUAAGUGUAUCUAUCUGCUGAAUGUAAUUGUCCAAAUUUCUAUUGUGAGAGAAUUAAAAAGUACAGAUUGAAAGUAUGUUGCUAUGCAAAAUAUGUAUUGAUACCCAAUGAUAUGUAAGAUUUAGUGACUACAUGUGAAGCCAAUUUGAUCGGGAUUCAUCACCAGUAGCACGUUUUUUUGCCUGAUGAUGGUAGGGAAUGGUCAUUGUUCCUGUAUAGCAACCCUUUAACAGUGGUCAUCACCAAGCCAAUCCUGUGAAUAAACCACUUCCUCAAUCUGA
Molecule: messenger RNA, 5308 nt
Organism: Salmo salar (Atlantic salmon)
Lineage: Eukaryota; Metazoa; Chordata; Actinopteri; Salmoniformes; Salmonidae
Product: serine/threonine-protein kinase DCLK1
Biological process (GO): intracellular signal transduction; protein phosphorylation
Molecular function (GO): ATP binding; protein kinase activity
Source: RefSeq, a predicted model, not a curated record